UAAUGCAUACAGGGUAUCGUGUGUAUCUUCUACACAAUGCGAGACAACUCCAAUUGAAAAUACUAAAUUUUAACCUGAAAUGGCGACAGAGGGAGAUAUACUAGUUUCGAAACAAGAGCUUUUAGACUUUGUGGUCCGGUGCAUUACAGCAUCAGGGGCGGAUCCAGACCAUGCAGCCGAUUUGGCGGAUCUGCUCAUUACAGCUGAUUAUCGAGGACACUACAGCCAUGGAUUGAACAGACUCGAUAUGUAUUCAAGCGAACUAAAAUCAGGAAUAUGCCGAGGGGGCGGGACAUCGCCGGAAAUCGUCAAACAAACGGUCGCAACUGCUCUUGUAGAGGGGCAUAAUUUAUUGGGUCCCGUUGUUGGGAAGUUCGCUGUAGAUUUAGCCAUUCAAAAAGCGAAAGAGGCUGGGAUAGGAAUGGUCACUGUUCGAGGAUCAAAUCACUUUGGAAUAGCUGGCUGGUAUUCUUUAAGGGCUCUUCAAAAUGGAUUAAUCGGAAUGUCUUUCACUAAUACCUCACCAGUUCUCAACCCAACACGAUCAAAGGAGCAAGUAUUGGGAACAAAUCCCAUCUGCAUGGCAGCGCCGGCUAAGGAUGGUGACAGCUUUGUUUUGGACAUGGCCACGUCUAGCGUAGCUCUUGGAAAGAUUGAAAUUCAAGACAGGAGGGCACUUCCGCUUCCUCCGGGAUGGGCGGUAGACGCUGAUGGAAAUGAAACAUACGACCCAAAGAAGGUCAAAGGCUUGUUACCUCUGGGAGGAAAAGAAGAAAGCAGUGGCUACAAGGGUUACGGAUUGUCUAUGAUGGUAGAGGUUCUCACCGGAAUACUCGGCGGGGGUGCGUUCGGUCCCCACAUACGGCAGUGGAAGGGAGCCACGAGAACGGCCAAUUUGGGACAAUGCUUCAUCGUGUUCGACCCGAAGGCUUUCACAGAUGACUUCGAGGACCGCAUGAGUGAACUGAUUGACAUCUGUAGACGGCUGGAGUCGGUGGAUGGUCCUGAGAAACCAGUCCUCGUGCCCGGAGACCCAGAAAGAGAACACAUGAAGUUAUGUGAUAAACUAGGCGGGAUUCCCUACCAUCCCAACCAGGUCACUUUUAUGAAUGAUAUGGCUAAGCUGUUAAGCGUUGCUCCCGUGAAAACAUCUUGAGGACGUAUCUGGACAGUGGAUCAGUAGAUUGUACAAAUCGCUCUAUAAUGUUCAUAGUUAUUGAAACUCAGGAAUGUAUAAUGAUUAUAAAGUGGAUUCAUAGUA
Messenger RNA from Ostrea edulis (European flat oyster), 1261 nucleotides. RefSeq lists its product as uncharacterized. The record is from RefSeq and is a predicted model, not a curated record. The transcript has 12 exons. Lineage: Eukaryota; Metazoa; Mollusca; Bivalvia; Ostreida; Ostreidae. The coding region runs from base 80 to 1156 and encodes 358 amino acids. Gene Ontology annotation, molecular function: oxidoreductase activity.